Molecule: messenger RNA, 2867 nt
Organism: Synchiropus splendidus (mandarinfish)
Lineage: Eukaryota; Metazoa; Chordata; Actinopteri; Syngnathiformes; Callionymidae
Product: zinc finger protein 629
Exons: 7
Coding region: 392-2683 (763 amino acids)
Biological process (GO): regulation of transcription by RNA polymerase II
Cellular component (GO): nucleus
Molecular function (GO): DNA-binding transcription factor activity, RNA polymerase II-specific; RNA polymerase II transcription regulatory region sequence-specific DNA binding
Source: RefSeq, a predicted model, not a curated record
CAAACGGCGGAUCCCGUUUGAAAAAAUAAGACGCCAACAUUUUUGGCUGACACAUCAGGGAGAUUACAAAAGUCUUAAAGGGUGGUCUCGACAAGAGAAGUGUCAAUUCUCCCCGGGUCGAUAAGGUAGUUGUUUUCUACGUGUGCGUUGAAGGGCCGUUUCCGGUCGGAGAUUUCCCACCAUGACACUUCUUCUCCGACUCCGAUGGCGGGCUCACGGCUCACAGCAACUUUCAUCAGUUUUGGCGCUCGUUCCUACUGCUGGUACUCGCGCGCCCGGAAGUGCACGGAUAGCGGAGCGUGACGUCACACGCACGUCCUGCCUGUCGGGCUGAAAUGAACUCAGACGUGAACCGGAGUCUUUGUGAGCUGCUCACAACAGUCCAGAAGGCAUGGACCCGGUGUUUCAAGGUGUUCUUCCCCUGCCCUCGCUGCGACUGAUGGCGUCGCCACUGCAGUUCAGCUACUCGUACAUCUGGCAGGUUAUGAGGCAGCGUAACGUCAAGCACUAUGCCAAAGUGGAGGAAUUUGUCACCGUGGUGACCCAGACUGUGCCCGAGGUCAUGACCCCGAAGCAGACGGCGCAGCUUCUCCUGGGCCUGAGGGCGAGGAUCAUCCUGGACUUCCUACAAACAGACGGAGCCCUGGACACUAAGAUCAUCCAGAACCUGGUCAACAAGCUGAAAGUUCCAGCCACCAUGGGGAAAGACCCGGAGGUGGACAAGUCUCAGACCAAUUUUCUGGCUCUGGUCCAAAGUCUACAGAAGAACCCGGAGGAGAGGAAGAGGUUUUUCAAGGAAGUCUUUCCUGUCCAGUACGGACCACGCUUCGACACAGCACUCCAGACUCUGACCGCUGGUCUGGUGUGUAAGUUGGAGCAAUUGCUUCCUGUCCCCAAUCUAAUGCAGUUGGGCAACAUGAUCGCUUCACAGCCAGCUAUCUUGGAGGCAUGUGGAUCCUUGAUACCAGAUGUUCGAGACCUGAAGAACCUCCUGCUGCAUCAGAAGUCCAAAGGACUUCUGUGUGGAAAAGCGACCAUCUCGUCCUCGGUGGGCGAGUGCGUGCUGUCCUCGCUGGCGUUCCAGAUCAAACCGCCGGACCCUCCUGUGCCAGCUCCUCCGGUGCCCGCUCCUCCUCCCCACCUGACACCACCAACCAAGUCCUCCAAACCACCUGAGGCUCCAAGUCCUGUCUCCUUGAGUGACAGCGAAGAUUUGGGUGUGAUCUGCGAGGACUCAGAGAGCCCGCUGGAGGUGGAGCCAGAUGGCAAAAAGAUCACCGAUGGUGGCGCGGUGAAGGAGAAAAGAGCGGAGGGGAAAGAUUUCACUCAAGAGCCGGUGGCACAAGUCACGAUGGAACCCAGCGUUCCACCAAAACCUACAACUCUCUCACCUCCAUCAGUGCCAACGGUCAAAUCUGUCCCACUGAAGCUGGUCCCUAUUCCUCUCAAAAUGGCUUCCCCUGCACAAACUGUGCCUGCAGCUGUGAAAGAAGGAAGCAAGCCACAGACUCAGCGAGUCACGUUGCACCAGUGGGUCUCUCAAAUUGCCUCCAACUCACUUUCUCUUCCGGCGCUGCCCCCUCUCCCACCUGCUGAACUGUGCCUGGACGAGGACCCCAGGCCCAGCAUCCGCAGGAAGAAGCCAAUGCGGCCGCCUACAGACCGCUUCACCUGCUGCGUGUGCGACAAGACAUUCCCAUACUUGUCCAAGCUGCAAGACCACGAGCGGAUCCAUACCGGCGAGAAACCCUUUGUCUGCACGGCCUGUAACAAAACUUUCCGUACACAGGCAUUUCUCAAUAACCACCUGAAGACCCAUACCACCACGCGUCCAUACAUCUGCGGCCAGUGUGGCAAGUGUUUCAUCAAACUGCAAAGCCUGACCAAACACAUGUUGGCCCACAGUGGUCAGAAGCCCUUCUACUGUGACAUCUGCAACAAGGGCUUCACCCAGUCCACCUACUUCAGGAGACACAUGGAGUGUCACACAAGCCAGAUGACUUUUCCUUGUAAACACUGUAGCAAGAGCUUCCCGACAGCCUUCAAGCUCUUCAAUCACGAGCGCUGGCACACCCGUGACCGCCCGCACAUGUGUGAGCGCUGUGGCAAACGGUUCCUGGUACCGAGUCUGCUGAAGAGGCACAUGGGAUACCACAUUGGCGAGCGCCAGUACCUGUGCUCCCAGUGUGGCAAGACCUUUGUCUACCUCUCAGACCUCAAGCGGCACCAGCAGGACCACAUCCCCAAAGUCAAGAUCCCAUGUCCCGUAUGCCAGAAGAAGUUUUCCAGCAAGUACUGCCUGAGGGUCCACCUGAGGAUCCACACCCGCGAGCGGCCGUAUCGCUGCACCCUCUGUGACAAGAGCUUCACACAAGUGGGCAAUCUGAAGGUUCACAUCCGGCUGCACACCAACGAGCGGCCCUUCAGCUGCGACGUGUGUGGAAAGACGUACAAAUUGGCGUCGCAUUUGAACGUCCACAAGAGGACGCACACAUGCAAGAAGCCAUGGACCUGCGACACGUGUGGGAAGGGUUUCUCUGUGCGGGGUCUGCUGAAGAAGCACAUGAUUCUGCACGCUCGCGAGGCCGACCCCGAUUUCUCGGGAAAGCGGCGAGUGCGAGGAAAGCUGAAGAAGAUGAAGAGGAAGUAUGACGAGGAGGACGAUGCUAGCGAUGACUAUUAAUGACACGGCCUCCGACCUCGUGAUGAAUCAAAGAACAUUUCAUAUGAAAACGGCUGAAUCGUGCCAAGUCACGUCUUGAUAACUUUUGUUAAAGCUAGAACAUGCAGAUUUAGUUAAUCCUGCAGUAAUGUGAUAUGUUGGUGGAUGAAGCAAAACUAAGUGUUUAGACGGUAACGCUUGAAAA